Messenger RNA from Orycteropus afer afer, 465 nucleotides. RefSeq names its product phospholipase A2 group IIA (gene PLA2G2A). Bases 1 to 465 code for a protein of 154 amino acids. Gene Ontology annotation, biological process: arachidonate secretion; lipid catabolic process; phospholipid metabolic process. The record is from RefSeq and is a predicted model, not a curated record. The transcript is spliced from 4 exons. Gene Ontology annotation, molecular function: calcium ion binding; phospholipid binding. NCBI's taxonomy places the organism in Eukaryota, Metazoa, Chordata, Mammalia, Tubulidentata, Orycteropodidae.
AUGAAGAACCUUCUGCUGUUGGCAGCAAUCAUGGCCUUGAGCUUGCUGCAGGUCCAAGGAAACUUGUUGGAUUUUGGGAGAAUGAUCCGGUUCACGACAGGAAAGCACCCUGCAUAUGACUAUGGCUUCUAUGGUUGCUACUGUGGCUAUGGCGGCAGAGGAACCCCCAAGGAUAAUACCGAUUGGUGCUGCCGUGAACAUGACUGCUGCUAUGACCGUCUGGAGUUUCAUGGGUGCAGCACCAAACUUCAGACCUACAACUUUGAUAUACAAGGGAGCAGAAUCGUCUGUGGGGGCCAGAACCUUUGUGAGAGGCUGCUGUGUCAGUGUGACAAAACUGCUGCCUACUGUUUGGCAAGAAACCUGAAUACCUAUAAAGAAAAGUUCCGGUUUUACCCCAAUUGGUGGUGCAGUGGGAACAAACCCAGCUGCGAGAGGCAGCGGCCUCUUCUCCAUGACGUCUAA